AUGUCACCAGCAGCAGUCACCAUAGACACAACCCCAGACCUGGGUCUGGCCGCGCCCUCGGCCGCCCCCAAUGGCAUCGCCAGCCACAGGACUCUGCUGCUCGCCACACCGGCGCUGGCGUCGCAGCAGAGCGUCAUGGCCGACACGCUGGCCGCGGUCCAGCGCGGCGACGCCACACCCGCCUCCCCCACCUCCUCCAAGCCGGAGCUCUAUAUGCUGGACCGCCUGGCCGCCGGCCUCGUGACGCUCGCGCCCGCGUCCUACGACCUGGUCCUCGUCCUGGAGGCCAUCCUAGCCGGGCUCGUCGAGGCCGCGGACGGGAGCGGGGGGUUCGCCAAGCCCGGGUUCGGGGAGGGCGCCGCCGUGCCGCUGCGGUUCGGGAAGAACAAGAAUAAGAGCAAGACGAAUGGUGACGUAACAGCGGCGGCGGCGGCCCCGACAGCCAAUGGCGGUGCCGGUGGGCCGGUGCAGACCCCGGUCACGGCGGCGUCAGCACCGGCACUAGCCCCACCUGCGGCGGCCAAGUCCCUGCCGAGCGGCGUGGUGAUGGUCGACCUCGACGACGACGGCUUUGAUGUUUCGGACGACGACGACGUCAUUGAUGAGGAUGACCUGAUGAACGAGGAGGACCUGAUGAGGCCAAUCCAGCAGCCACCCGAGUGCGCACCCAAGCCGGGCAAGAAGCGGCGCGCGUGCAAGGACUGUACGUGUGGGCUCGCGGAGCGGCUGGAGGCCAAGGACAAGGCCAGGCGGGACAAGGCGGACGCGCAGCUCAAGACGAUCAAGCUCGCGUCCGAGGACCUAGCAGAGCUCGACUUCACCGUCCAGGGCAAGACGGGCUCGUGCAACAGCUGCUCGCUCGGCGACGCCUUCCGCUGCGCCGACUGCCCCUACAUCGGCCUGCCGCCCUUCAAGCCGGGCGAGGAGGUCACCAUCCUGAACAACGUCGCGCAGCUUUGAGGAGGGCGCGAGUGGGUCUCUGGUUUUCUUUGGAGCAUAAGGGGUAUUCUGGCCUUGCCGCGAACAUUUACAGAGCGGCGUGAUUUCUUUACAAUUACAUCCUCGGCACACGGUUUUGUUUCGGUGAUAUUUGUCGUCGUUGUUCGAGAACUCGUUUUCCUAUACCCUUCAAGGCAAUGCCUUUAGAUGGGCUUAAAGUCGAAUGGCAAUAGCCAGCGGCGAGACAUGAAGAUGAACCAUUGGGCUAGAAAUGUAUCUUUCCUCUACAUUUGAGAUAUUCGAAACACUGUUGUCGGGGCACCAUACCACGUUGAGAUACGAUGACUCUUCCCGUAGCGUCUGUCACCCUGGGCUAGGUAGUAACAUGACGGCCAAGCAGCUCCA
This is a messenger RNA of Gaeumannomyces tritici R3-111a-1, 1344 nucleotides long. RefSeq names its product Fe-S cluster assembly protein DRE2. The coding region runs from base 1 to 960 and encodes 319 amino acids. Lineage: Eukaryota; Fungi; Ascomycota; Sordariomycetes; Magnaporthales; Magnaporthaceae. Gene Ontology annotation, biological process: iron-sulfur cluster assembly. Gene Ontology annotation, molecular function: iron-sulfur cluster binding. Gene Ontology annotation, cellular component: cytoplasm. The record is from RefSeq and is a predicted model, not a curated record. The transcript is spliced from 3 exons.